Molecule: messenger RNA, 588 nt
Organism: Lottia gigantea (owl limpet)
Lineage: Eukaryota; Metazoa; Mollusca; Gastropoda; Lottiidae
Exons: 6
Biological process (GO): protein K48-linked deubiquitination
Molecular function (GO): K48-linked deubiquitinase activity; cysteine-type deubiquitinase activity
Source: RefSeq, a predicted model, not a curated record
GGUAACAAUGGAGUUAUAUUAGUAUUAUAUUCUGCUAUCUUAUCACGGGGCAUUCAAAAAGUAAAGAAUGAUUUUGAUGAAGCUGGAUUAAAAUUAAUGGCCCAACAUGGUUAUUGUACGCAGGAAAUGGUAAAUCUAUUAUUAGGUGGUAAAGGUGUAUCUAAUGUAUUUAAUGAUACGGUUGAACUAGAAUCUGGUGGAGUUAUAACUGUAUUAAAAGGAAUUAGUAGCAGAUCAGAGAUUGGGCUCUUAUCAUUGUUUGAACAUUAUAAAUCCUGUCAGGUUGGAACGUUUUAUAAGACACCUAAAUAUCCUAUAUGGGUGGUGUGUAGUGAAAGUCAUUUUAGUGUUCUAUUUUCUAAUAAACGUGAGUUAUGUAAUGAUUGGAAAGCAGAAAGACAUUUUGAUUUAUAUUAUUAUGAUGGUCUAGCUAAUCAACAAGAAGAAAUUAAACUCACUAUAGAUACAACCAAUCGGUCAUUUAAAGCGCCAUCAGAUGAUGAUUUAAUACCACCAUUAGAAUUAUGUAUAAGAACUAAAUGGCCAGAUGCAGAAGUAGAUUGGAAUGGUUAUGAACCUAUAUUAUAG